This is a messenger RNA of Toxoplasma gondii ME49, 3434 nucleotides long. Its product is annotated as elongation factor P, putative. The transcript is spliced from 7 exons. Gene Ontology annotation, cellular component: cytoplasm. The coding region runs from base 318 to 1046 and encodes 242 amino acids. NCBI's taxonomy places the organism in Eukaryota, Apicomplexa, Conoidasida, Eucoccidiorida, Sarcocystidae. Gene Ontology annotation, biological process: translational elongation. The record is from RefSeq and is a predicted model, not a curated record. Gene Ontology annotation, molecular function: translation elongation factor activity.
CUUGUAAUCCCCGACUUGUUUUUUUCCCUCUGGAUGCAGAAAGAACUCUCUUCGCAGACACGAGACAAAGAACGUCCCCUCUUUUUCGGCGACCUGUGCAUGCUCAUCAUUUUGCCUUUCUCUCGUUACGCAUUCGGCCUCCUGCAACUUUUCCCCAAACAUUCACUCUCUGCCUGGUUUGCUCCCUUAAACCCGGAAGAGAUUGUGUUCUUCUGCUUCUCUUCUCCUUCCUUUUCCUUUUAUCUCAUUUGCCUCGCGUUGUCAGCUGCUCGGCCCUCUUCACUUUCUCAUCGUGUCGCGUUUCCUCCGUUGCCUCAAUGGCGGCCGCUCCAGUCUCCAGUAUCUUUCCUGUCUCGCGUCUUCCGCAGACGCGCCAGGUUCUCUCUGGGAUGCUUCCUCUCCCAGGAAAACGUUCGUCGCUCCCCUCUCCUCUCUCUCCUCUCUCUCCUCUCUCUCUCGCUUCUUCGUUUCCGCUCGGUCGACUGAGGAGAGAUACCUCCGGAGGCAAUGCAUGCAGACCUGCGGAGGGUCCUCUCCACGUCCGUCCAGAGUCGAUUGGUUGCUUUGCAAGAAAGACGCCUUGCCCUACCUUUCCUCACUCUCAGCAGGCGAGGCUUUUUGCGACUGUCGGAGUCGGCGACAUUCGUCAAGGACAUAUAGUCGUCAUCGAUGGAAAAACCGUGGAAGUCACCGAGUGGCGGCAAAUCAAGUCCGGCCGCGGCGCAGCGUCUAUUGGGAUUUCGUACAUCGACCUCGCGACCUUCAAGGCAGGCGAAGCGAACUUUUCUGUGAACAAAAAGCUGGAAGCGAUUCAGCCGGAGAAGAAGACUUUCCAAGUCAUGUAUGUUGACGAAGAGAACGACGCGGUCGUCUUGGCAGAUGAGAAUUUCGACGAGGCGGAGUUUCCCCUCAAGCUCUUUGGAGGCUCGUCGGUGAUUCCGUUCCUAAAACCGGAAUUGAAAGUUGUUGCUUCGCUCCACGACGGAUUGCCAAUAAAAAUUUCUCUCCCGCCUGCCGUUGUCCAGCAACUGAAGUCAAAGAAAUGAGAAAAACAGGGGAAGCGACGGCUUCUCGCAGGCUGUGGUUCCUCCGCUUCCCAAUCACUGCUGUCUCUGAUCAAAUGCACUGCCUGAAUCUUUGCAGAGGCUUUUAAACAUUCAUAAAGACUUAUAUCGAUACCUCAUGCAUAUACGUAAUCCGUUUUAGAUGCACCGUGCCGUCUAGCUAGCUGCAGCGAGCAGCGCAUGUAAGAUGCGUAUAGGCCUGGAGUCCCACGCAGGCUUCGUGUAGGUAAAUGGAGUUAUUUUUGUAGACAAAUGUGUCAGUCUGGUGUGGGUAGAGCGCAGAGCGAAGGCUGAAACUGUACAUUCUUUAUGCUAGCCGCUGGCGUCCGCGCUGGCAUUCCGGUGCUCCUCUUUGCGCGACGAGAGCCGACAAACAGAGGUUCAAGCUGACUGUUUUCUCCGAAUAAACCGACAAUUAAAGAGACAUUCUCAGUAUUCUUUUCUGUCACCCAUUUCCUCCGAAAUUGCGAGCUCGGAUUCCUUAUGUUGUACGCUCACCUUUCAUUUGCAGACACAAAGCCUUCAGAGUUCUCGUCUCUCGUCUGUGUUUCUUGGCGUCGUGUCCCCCGCUUUUUCUCCCGUUCUUGUCUUUUGAAAGACUUCCUUUGUGUCUGCGUCUCACCCCACCACUACGUUAUGUCUGCCUCACCCGGAGCACGAAGCCACGCGUCGUCCUUUCCAAUAGGGAACAGCAGGGACCACACUUACACCACAGAUGGCCACACAUUCGCACGCGACACAUUAUGUUCUACACGAAAAAGCAAAACCAGCGCGUCUUCUCCGUCAAAGGAACUUGCAGUCACGUCCAUGCCUAACUGUGCGCAUCGACCGACAUCAACACAUCUGGAACAACACCUGCACACCUUUAUUUAUACAUGUUUGUGUUUUCCUCACUGCAGUCGACACCUGUAUGCAGGCACAUAUUAGAGAAAGACAACUUCCAAGAGAGGCGGAAUCGGUCGCCAUUUCGCGUUUGCGGAUAGUCAGGGACCCUAAGACCUGCAACGCAAGCGUCGACGAACACCUGCCAGGUGUACAGACACCCUCACAAACUGCUUGCCUUACCAGAGUUUAAAGGCAGACGUUGGGAGUCUGUUUCCACGCGGGGCCGUUCAACUGCACAGACGCCGACCAUUGCUGCCGAGCUACUUGUCCGAUGACAGUCUCACACUAGACGAGCUCGAGUCCUGCCUGAGUUGCGCCAAUGAAACUGUGGAGAAGCUUCCCGGAAAUGGUACGGACCCGAAACCGAGACUGCGCGUAGUUCCAGCUGCGGAACGCCACUUUUGGGUGCAAGACAACCGCCGCUGAAAAACGAAGAAGCGCGCGAGACACCCUGCAGUCACCGUGCCGAGGCCUGGGCCCUCUCGUCCGACUGAGGAACCUGGAUUAGCGAUGUGCAUGCAUUUUGCCAAGUCCCUAGUGCAGCCCCGAAGGCGGAAUGAGGAAAUGAUGCAACGUGGCAGAUUUGACGCAUGGUGUUGUACGAAAAGCAGACGGAUUCAGUUUGCAUGUUUCAAGAAAGACAUCUGCGGAGAACCGCGCCAGAAAGUUUCGCGGCUAUUCGCUAACAACGGGCUUUCCAGUCGGCGCGCAUGCAGACGACCCAAAUCGCGGAAAGCACAACGGCUGAGCUUUUGUUUCUCUGGUCCGUCCAUGUUUUUGCCACGGUGCCACAGUAAGGGCGUAGAACAGCCUCUUUCUUUAGGGCAACAAAAUCCGCGAGGGUAGUCCUCACGCGAAAGUUAAGCCGAGUUGCAGCGGAGUUUCCUCUGGACCGGCACGGCGAGUCACGCCGUACAACGGACGGUGACGAGAAACUCGGCUUCAGGACACAACCUCAUGGACACUUUGUGCACAUCUGCUAACGCAAAUAGGUACGUCCUUUCCACUACAACCAUAAAUAGGAAGGUAUGUGGGUCCUCUAUCCACACGGACCGAUGUGGGCUUCCUCCUUGUCUUGUGCGUUGCCCUAAAGUUACCGCGUCGCCGCUGUUCUGUGGUGCUGAGAGGGAAGCAGAAAGCGAUGGAUUCUCUUCCUCGAUGGACGGCUUCGUCGGCAUUCACAUCUCCCAGGCCGGUUCGGGACUACAGGAGAGGCAGCAGGCACCACAACUGAGGCGAAAGACAGCAGACUUUUCUCUUACAUCUGCGUCUGGCCUGCCUUCAUCGUUCUCCCUUCCCCUUUUCUUUCUCUCUUUCUCUGUUUUUCUGAUUGUCUGCUGCAUCUAUGGUCUCCUCAGAUGUCGCCUUCUACUACCUCUAAGUUUUCGUCUGCACCGUUUUCUUCUCACAUCACACGGUUAACGGAAAAUCGCAGGCCACUUGAAGAGGAUUUCUCGUUUCCUGGCCAGCCCGCGCCGGCCGCCG